Molecule: messenger RNA, 2303 nt
Organism: Elgaria multicarinata webbii
Lineage: Eukaryota; Metazoa; Chordata; Lepidosauria; Squamata; Anguidae
Gene: CFAP100
Product: cilia and flagella associated protein 100
Exons: 16
Coding region: 110-2011 (633 amino acids)
Source: RefSeq, a predicted model, not a curated record
CCCAUCCGGAAUAGAGAAUUCAGGGAAGUGAACAUAACAGACGUUUCUUGGGAAGUAAAUUCUAUUGAAAACCUCAUCCAGCAUUUUGUUAAAGCAUAACAUUUCCAACAUGUCUGGAGUUUCUUUUAAUCGUUCAACUAUGUCUGCAGACCCAGAGAACUCUGAAACAAUUUUCAUGGCAAGGUUGGCUUCUCGGCAAACAGGGGAUGUGUUCACGAUUCCCUCCGCUCAGUCUGGCUCUGGACUAGAUACAACAAAGUCAGAUUCUAUGCAGGAUACAGAUGUCCUGAUGGAGAGAAACCCAUUUAAAAUCCCAUCAGAUAUUGAUAUCUUCUUAUUGAGAGACAAGCAGAGGGAAAAGGCGAAACUGGAGCGAGAACGAAGGAAGACGCUGAAGGUACAUGAGAAGAUGACCUGCUCCACUCUGCAGAGCGCCAAACAAUCCGGGUUCAAGAAAGAGAUCCAGAUGGAAGAGGAAGCCGAGGACAAAGAGCUGGCGGCAGAAGCGGAACGGCUCAAAGCUCUCCGGGAAAGCAUCUCGUGGAAGAUCGCCAUCACUAAAGACCAGGUUGUAGAAAGAGAGACCAUUCACGACUACAUCAAUCAGAAACGGCAAAUGUUCUUGCUGCAGUAUGCUGUAACUGUAAAGAAAGAUGAAAUCCAGAAACUGGAAAACCUGGCCGUCGAAGAAGAAGCAAAGCUGGAAAAAGCUGAGGAAGACCUCGAGAAGGACGCUGCCAUGUUCGAUGAGUUCCUCAAGGAGAAUGACCGAAACUCAGCACAAGCCCUCAAAGUUGCUGAAAAAGAAACCAAAGCCAAACUGGAGAAAAUAAUUGAGAUCCGAGAACUGACUGCACAAAUGAUGAACAUCCAAAGUGAGAUAGCCAGGUUCGAGGACACUUUGCAGGAGUACAUCACGUUCAGGGACUUCCUCUACCAGCUAUCUCCCAAAGAGUGGCGGGACGAUUACGAAAAGAAGAGAAAGAAGGAGAAAGAAAAAGUGGUGAAAAUCGAUCCCGACGUUAAAGAUGACAAAUCGCAAUUAGCAACAUCGAAAAGUCGGGAUUUCCGAGAAAGGAGCAAACGUCGGAUAAUGAGUUUUGGAAAGCAUUCCAGUUUUGAACUGUCUUCCUCAGACCUUAGCUUCUCCAGGUCUCCAAGUCAAGCUUUGCUCAGAAGGGACUCCAUGAAACUUAGCCGGGCAUCUUCUAGACAGAACCUCAGAUCCCAGCAAGGCAAAAGACCGAGCAUUCUAAUGCCCUCAUCAGACGAAAAGGAUACUGCAGAAUUAUCUGAUGAGGAAGAUGAUGAGGAACCGGAGUUAUACUUCACAAGUCCUUACCAAUUGCUGAAUUUUUUCACUGAGCUAGAGGAACAGAACUUGUCCUUAAUUCAGAAUUCUCAGGAGACAGAGGAAACCCUAGAUGAGCUUCGGCAUACUUUGAGUAAUACACGAAAUAAAAUGGAUCGUGAAAUAGAGCAGCUGAAGCUUCUUACUGUCACUCUCCAAACCAACAUUGUUAAAGAGGAGGAGACAGCAGCAGACCUUGAACUUAAAUCGCGUGUUUUUUCUUUUGGAGAAUACAAAGCAGAUGUUCAGGACAAAAUGUUGGUGAGCUUGCAUCGAAAGGUAGUGGAAGUGUAUCGACGCUGUAUUGGAGAAAAUGAGUCAAACCUAGGAACCUUGCAGAUGCUCACUGUCAUAGAACACCAGUUGGACGACUUGCUAGAGUGUCUCGAAAGGGUCCCACCAGGAAAGAUCGAACAAGCCGAGAAAGCCAAAGAGAAAGAACGAAGGAUGAGGAUGAGAGAAGAAAAGAUAAGGCAGCAGAGGCUCCUGCAGGAAGAGAGGUUGCAACGGGCCCUGGCUAGAGCACAAGCUGAUGUUAAGAAAAAGACUGGCAGAAGAUUGAUUUUCCGCUCUGAGCCCCCUGCCUUCAAAGAGAAGGAAGAUGAGGAUCAAGGGAUGAUCGACAAGGAAAAGGAAGAGCUGCUCUACUACUUUACUUAACAGCCCAAAGAAGUUAUGAAAUGUACAGAAAGUGACAAAACUGAUUAUGAGAAACAUUUUGGUAGACAGUCUGCAAAUUAUUUAAAGACACUAUACUGAAAUGUCAUUUUCUAAUACCAAUUAUACUUUCACCACCCCCAACAAAUCCAAGGCAGAUGACAAGAGUUACUGUCUGUACUUAACUAAAAAUUUCUACAGUUCUGCCUUGUGAAUAAGAUUACUAAACUGUUAAACAGUAAUACUACCAAGGUGACCAAGACAAAGUUCGUUUGCAUUCAGAUGGUUCAAUUUA